Blepharisma stoltei is the source of this 667-nucleotide messenger RNA. NCBI's taxonomy places the organism in Eukaryota, Ciliophora, Heterotrichea, Heterotrichida, Blepharismidae. The record is from the annotation of a GenBank genome assembly.
AUGUCAAACAGACCUAUUAGAAGAUUCAUUAUGGUCAGUCGAAUCAAGAGCUAUCUGAUCUGUUCUAUCUGCAGUGAGCCUUUCUAUGAUCCAGCAAGGCUUUCAUGCGGUCAUACAUUUUGUAAAGAAUGUAUCUUGACAUGAAGCCAGGACAACAGGACAUGUCCUCAUUGUAGAAAAGCUUUUAACAAGAAAACGAUUGGAAAGGAUCUAAUCGCUGCAUGCUUUAUCAAUGACCUAGAAGUUGCUUGCAACAAUAAAGGGUGCAGUUGGUCAGGUAUUUUAGAAAAUUUAAAUGCCCAUGAGAAAGAAUGCAGGUUUCAUAAGGACAAGAUCGAACCUUGGAUGAACAAAAUUUUGCCACCAUUAAAAGAUAAAUUAAUCUGUUAAAAUAAGAUCACUUAUUUUUUAAAAAAAAUAAAAUAAAUAGAAAAAUAUUAUAAUUAAAGAAUUAAUUAAUAAAGGUUAGUGUACAACGAAUGACAUUGAAGAGCCUAUCGAAGGAUUACUACAAAAACUAAUGGCAAUGUGUCCCGAAAAAAUCAAGGAUAUGUUCUCUGAAAAGUCGUCGCCUGUCUAUAACGGGCUAAAUUUCGAAGAUUUUGGAUUGCAAGAAGACUCAGAAGAGCAAGAAAUGCCACGCAAGAAAACAAAGAUUGACCCUUAG